Messenger RNA from Drosophila erecta, 1257 nucleotides. It is a transcript of the gene B9d1, whose product is annotated as B9 domain-containing protein 1. The coding region runs from base 163 to 888 and encodes 241 amino acids. Gene Ontology annotation, biological process: cilium assembly. The record is from RefSeq and is a predicted model, not a curated record. NCBI's taxonomy places the organism in Eukaryota, Metazoa, Arthropoda, Insecta, Diptera, Drosophilidae. The transcript has 2 exons. Gene Ontology annotation, cellular component: MKS complex.
CUACGAGUAACGGGUAUAAAAAUACCCCUUUUUGGGCCAAGCUGUCAUAUUUUCAGACCGUUUUCAACACUAAGUCUGUGCCCAUGUCAGUUGUCAGGCGGAAAGUAGUUGGCACUCAACCAGGUUGGAAACACACCCCGUCGAGAAUCGGUAACCACCACCAUGAGCGCCAGCGAGGGCGUCAGUCUCCCAGGCAACGAGGACACCACUCCGCCGCAUGAAAAACAUAAACAAAGGGCCAAAAAGGCCAAAAAGAAGUUCCGGAGUGCCAAAGAAAGUGUUCCGAAUGCGAUGGACGCGAAAGCCACUGCCAGCUACUUCAGUUUGAGCAUCGUGGGCCAAAUAGUGUCGGCCACCUUUCCUUUGGGUCCCGACAAGGAGUUCGUCUUCCUGCGCUACGAAAUGGUCGCUGGUCCCGACUGGCAGCUGUCCUCCGGACCCCAGCACGGACUCACCCAACUGGCCACCAACAGAAGGGGCCACUUCAACGAGCCUAUUGUGUUCAACAUGCCCAUCGAGGUGACCUACAAGAGCACCAGUCCCUAUGGCUGGCCCCAGAUCCUGGUGAGCGUGUUCGGUCGCAGUGGCCUGGGAAGGGAAACACUACUCGGCUACGCCCACAUCCACCUGCCCGUUUUUGGCAGCCGUCGUCCAGCAGAUCAGACGGAGCAGCUGCAGGCCCCCAUCCUGAUGCCCAAGUGCCCCAGCAUGAUGGCAGACAUCACCAGUUGGCUGUUGCGCCGGGAGCCGGAGCUGAAGGACCCCAAGGUGCUGCUGGACAACCUGAAGUGCAAGGGGCUCUCCAUGGAGUCCUACGGCAGCCUGCAGUUCCAGCUGUCCUCCGUGAUGAGGGGAGCCCGCAAGCUGGGCUACCAUUGGCAUUCCUGAGAGGAGAGUCCAGAGUGUGUCAGUAAAACGUGAACUGGGCGAAGCAGGAAAGCGUUUGUCUUAAUCUAAUUGCCGGGUGGGUGGUACCUCAAACUUGGCCUUGUUGGUUGUGGCAGCUAAGACGGCUUCGAAAUGACGCGACUGCUGCUAAUCCGACGCAGCAGACCUGCGGCAAUCGAAAGCCCAAUUCGAACGGUUAGCUUUGGAUUGGCCAAGUGCCGGCUAAUUGGAUUAGGGCAAUUAGUCUAAGACGCGUCGAACACAAGUGGCCAUAUAAAGACCCGGCCAUGGUUCCGCCCCAGGCAUUGCCGCCGAGUUCGCGUCCCGAGAGUCAGUCGUCCUGCUAUGGACAGCGAGUAGUCGGCGCAG